Messenger RNA from Phyllotreta striolata, 3180 nucleotides. The record is from the annotation of a GenBank genome assembly. NCBI's taxonomy places the organism in Eukaryota, Metazoa, Arthropoda, Insecta, Coleoptera, Chrysomelidae.
UUUGAAUUUGAACGAACCCUAAUAAGUUUAGUGUAAGCCCAGCGAAAUUGCCUAGUAACAUAUUGUGCACGAAUGUGAGACAAGUUUAAGUGUGGGUUUCUCGAUUUUUUCCGAAAAAAUAUUAUUUCGGUAAACCUUCAUUAUGUGGAAAACGGGACUGGGUAUAUUUUUGGUUAUUAUUAUUUCGGUAAAUGGACUCCAAAAGAGAAGUAUAGAUCUGAUAGCAGCUCACAGCCUGAUCUCUCAAGAGCGUCUACCUCACGAUACUUCUCCAUCCGGUUACCAUGUAUUCCUGCAACCGUUCCCGAGGGACGGUUACUUCGAAGGAAAGGUUAAAAUCAAUGUAACCAUACAGCACAAAACGCAUGAAAUUGUUCUGCAUGUCCAUCCCGAUUUGAUGGUCCUGCAUUGCAACAUCACCCAGUUAAUGCCUUCGGACGAAGAACUAAAAAGAGCGAAUCUAACGGAUCCUUUUGAAAGGGAUUUUCCGCCUGUUCCAGUCAUAGUGGAAUCCGCGGAGAAAGUUCGCAGCAAACCUUUGUAUAACAUAGUCCUAGGCACCACGGUGAACUCGGGAGCUUUGUUAGAAGUCCAACUUCAAUUUACUGGGAAACUUUUCAAUGACACCUCUGAAGGACUCUUCAGGAGCAGCUACAUGGAUCCCAUGACGAAGGAAACUAAAUGGUUUGUUUCCACUUACAUGAGACCCAAUAUGGCCAGAAGCGUUUUCCCUUGCUAUGACGAACCGGCGUUCAAAGUACCAUUCGUGUUUACUAUUGCCAGACACAAAAAUAUGUCAGUGGUAACCAACAUGCCUUUGGAAUCUACCAAACCACACGAGGAACUGAAGGACUGGUACUGGGAUACCUUCCAAAAAACUCCGGUGAUGGCCACGUUUUCUGUCGGAAUCGUCAUAUCCGAGUUCAGUAACAUAACCCUUAAUAUUCAGGGACCCAAAGAAAUUCCAGUGACUAUUUGGGCGCGACCCGACUUCAUCACUGCUUUGACUAACGUUAGCGAAAAAAUCGCCAAUUCUCUAAUAGUUCUGCAAGAUUUCUGGAAAGUUCCUUAUCCACUACCCAAACUGGAUGUAUUCGCUUUGCCGAAUUACCAAGCCACUAGGCCAGCAGAUAGCUGGGGUGUUUUGUUAUUCAAAGAAAGUGAACUGUGCGUUCGAGGUUCUUGGCAAAUAACCAAUGAGAUGGUGUACCAAUGGUUAGGCGCUCUGGCGACGCCUUUUUGGUGGAGUGAUGCACAUAUUAACAAUGCUUUAGUUAGAUACGUUGCUGCUUACACUACAUUGAAAUUCGAUAGCGACACGUUAAAUAAUUGGCCCAUGACGAUAUUGUAUUCUAUUUACUACGAAUUCAGUAAGAGGUACCCGUACGGUAAAAGUACAGUGAUCAAACAGGACUCCACUUCAGCUAAAACAGAGUUAAUAUUCAGAAUGUUGAAUUACACCAUAGGAGAGUCUACUUUUAUUUUGGGCAUGCAGAGAUUCAUUCUUGAUAGGCAAUUUAAGACGUUCUUUGGAGAUGAUAUUUGGUUGAGUCUAACUGAACAAGCAAGAUUUGAUGAUAAAUUACCCCAACCAAUCACUAUUAAUGAAAUAGCUGCAUCGUGGAUAACAAAAGAUAGAUUGCCAGUAGUAACUGUUAUAAGAAACUAUGAACAAAAAACAGCUAAUUUAACUCAGAGGGUGUACUUGAGGGAACGGCCUCAUGAUGUACCAGAUCAAGAGAAAUUCCUAUGGUGGAUACCAAUAGUGAUGAUCAAUCAAGACGACUUGACGCAUAAUUUCAAAUUAAACUCGACCCCGGUUAUUUGGAUGCAAAGAGAAAGAGAAAUAUUACUGAAAAAUCUCCCAGACAAAGAAUCGUUCAUCAUUAUUAAUCCAGAAGAAAUCGGCCCAUUCCCAGUGAACUACGAUUCAGAAAAUUGGAACAUGCUAUCGAGGUAUUUAUGCAGUGACCAAAGAACCAGGAUCCCAGUAUACACUAGGGCAAAACUGCUCCAUGACGCCUGGAAUUUGGCCUAUGCCGGAGAUCUCAACUUCGGCACUGCCCUAAAUAUGACCCUAUUUUUGAAGAACGAACGCGAUUACCAGGCAUGGGAUCCCGUUUUCACUUUAAUCGACCACAUUGGAAGGCACAUUGAUAGUUCUGCCGCUCACAAAAAGUUCCAAGCUUAUGUAAAAAUGCUACUUACGCCGCUCUACGAAGAACUAGGCGACGAACCAAAAGAGGGGGAAAGUUACGGCAUAACACAUUUAAGAGGUUCAUCCAAAGUGUUCCUAUGCCAAUCCGGGUAUGAACCCUGCAUCAAAGAAGCUCAAAAUGCUUACAAAAUAUGGAUGGAUUCACCGGACCCAGAUGAAGGAAAUCCGGUUUCUAAUCAGUACAUAUGUCCCGUAUUCAAAUGGGGCACAAUGAAAGAAUGGGAAUUUGGUUUGGAAAGAGUCAUCAAAUUUCCGGCCAGCAGGAUACCCAGCGAGAGAACGUACCUCUUGAAAACCCUUGCCGGCUGUCCCAACGACGAGAAAAAAGUCGACAGGCUGCUCAACAUCACUAUUUUAGAGCAAAACGGCAAUUUCACAGACAACGACAUCUACUUAAUAUUCAGCAUGCUAACAGGAAGCGCCAACGGCUACACCAGCCUGUUCAAUUUCCUCAGGAAGAACUGGGAUCUCAUCAAAAUAAGGUUCGAAGAGAAGCCCCAUUUAUGGAACACCAUGGUGACAUCGGCGACGAUGAUGUUCAAGACCCAGGAAGGGUUGGACAUGGUUUCGGAGCUUUACGUGGAAAGGCAAAGCGAAUUCGGUACGGCUGACUUCGUUAUUGAGAAAGCACUGAAGAAUAUUAAGGAAGAGACGAAGUGGAGUAACGAAAAUUUGCCGGUGAUCGAGGCUUGGCUAGAUCGGUACAUGAUAGAUAACGGGGUUACAGUGUAAGAGCUUGGUGUUCCGUUGGGAAAAUGACUGAAAACUGUGUGUAAAGUUAGGAGGUUAAUGUUGUAAAAGAUUAUAUGUAUAGGUACUUCGUUUCACUUUUUCAUCACUAAAUAAUUUUAAAUUUUUAGUCUGCGUACGUUUCUUCUGUUGUAAUUAAUUUUUUUUAAAUAAUUUGUAAUUUAUUAUUAAAAAGACGUUGUAAUUAGUAUAAUUGUUUUUGAAUUAAAUUU